UGUAUGUGUGAAAGAUAUUUUCUGAUGCAAAUCUUUUGUAUUGUAGAGUGGUAGAUUUUGCAACAUUUUCCGACAUGAAAAAUGCGAUCGAUAAACUAGAUGACACUGACUUGAGUGGUCGUCGCAUUAGACUUAUUGAGGAUAAAUCGAGGAGACGAUCACGAUCCAGAUCCAGAUCGAAGAGCCACUCUCGCUCUCCCAGCAGAAGCCGGAGCAAGAGCAAAAGCCGAAGCAAGUCGCGCUCCAUGUCCAAAUCGAGAUCUCGCUCUAAGUCUCGCUCCAAAUCACGAUCACAUUCCAAGUCUCCCAUCAAGGCCAGGUCCAGCCGUUCUCGUAGCAGGAAGCAAUCUCGCAGCCGCAGUGCUAGCCAAGAAAGCCAAGGAAAGGAAUCUUAAUUUGUUUAUUCACAGACGUGAUCACUUAAUCACAUCUUUUGAUGAAGAUUUAUGCUUGAGUUUAGAAAAUAUGUGUCACUUGUCUCUUUGAGAAUUUCUCCAAUAUUGAAAAUACUUUGGCCCCCCCUUUUUUUUUUCUUUGAAUGAUUUAGCUUUAAUAUUAAUUAUCAAUGACAAAGCCUAUAUUGUUCAGUUAAUGACUAUUUCUGUUAAUUUAGCUGGUAGCUUUUUGAUAAAGAUUUUUUUUCCUUCAUUUAUUUUUCAGCUGCAUUAAGUUAAUUCUCAUUUGUACACUCUUAUAGCAUUCAUUUGAAAUAGCUUCUUGUUUGUGUGUUGUGUGCAUAGUAAAAGCAUGCAUCAUGGAAAUUAAAAAGUAUGUCUUAAAAAGCUUUAAAAAGAUAUUUGGCAUUUUUUAGUGGGAGGAGGUUAAACUUUUUCUUUGCAUGUGUUUAUAAUUGAUACUUAAAUUUCACCUUGUAAUAGCAAUCAAAUUUUUACUUUUCUUUUUUUGUAUUUUCAGUGUCUGUAUUCUAAAUUUUUUUCAUGCAGUUAUGUAUAUAACAUCAAUAAAAUAAGUUCCAUAGAA
Molecule: messenger RNA, 981 nt
Organism: Stegodyphus dumicola
Lineage: Eukaryota; Metazoa; Arthropoda; Arachnida; Araneae; Eresidae
Product: serine-arginine protein 55-like
Cellular component (GO): nucleus; cytoplasm
Molecular function (GO): mRNA binding
Source: RefSeq, a predicted model, not a curated record